Messenger RNA from Nothoprocta perdicaria, 673 nucleotides. RefSeq names its product glutathione S-transferase Mu 5-like. Gene Ontology annotation, biological process: glutathione metabolic process. Bases 1 to 576 code for a protein of 191 amino acids. Lineage: Eukaryota; Metazoa; Chordata; Aves; Tinamiformes; Tinamidae. Gene Ontology annotation, molecular function: glutathione transferase activity. The transcript is spliced from 7 exons. The record is from RefSeq and is a predicted model, not a curated record.
AUGGCCCCCCAACCCCCGCAGAUGACCCCCGACUAUGACAAGAGCCAAUGGAUCAAGGAGAAGGAGAAGUUGGGACUGGACUUCCCCAACUUGCCCUACUUCAUCGACGGCAAGACCAAGCUGACGCAGAGCAACGCGAUCCUGCGCUACAUCGCCCGCAAGCACAACAUGUGUGGGGACACGGAGGAGGAGAAGGUCCGCGUGGACAUGCUGGAGAACCAGGUGAUGGACUUCCGCAUGAGCCUCGUCAUGGUCUGCUACAACCCCGAGUUUGAGAAGCUGAAGCCGGGGUACCUGGAGCAGCUGCCGGGGAAGCUGAAGCUCUUCUCCAGCUUCCUGGGCGACCGCAAGUGGUUCGUGGGGGACAAGCUCACCUUCGUGGACUUCCUCAUGUUCGACGUGCUCGACCAGAACCGCAUCUUUGAGCCCAAGUGCCUGGAGCCCUUCAAGAACCUGCAGGACUUCAUGGAGCGCUUUGGGGCCCUGGAGAAGGUGGCCGCCUACAUGAAGUCCAGCCGCUUCACCAAGAUGCCCAUCAACAACAAGAUGGCCAAGUGGGGCGGCAAGAAGGAGUAGGGGCGCAGCGUGGGGUGAGACGAGCUGGCGCAGCCUCAGCGCGGCCUUGAUGUCCCCCCCGCCGCCGGCCGUAGCGGGGAGAGGUGACACCCUCUCC